Molecule: messenger RNA, 2610 nt
Organism: Talaromyces amestolkiae
Lineage: Eukaryota; Fungi; Ascomycota; Eurotiomycetes; Eurotiales; Trichocomaceae
Exons: 13
Coding region: 1-2610 (869 amino acids)
Biological process (GO): transmembrane transport
Cellular component (GO): membrane
Molecular function (GO): transmembrane transporter activity; nucleic acid binding
Source: RefSeq, a predicted model, not a curated record
AUGUCUGAACAGCCCGUCGAGGUAAAAGCCUCCCAGAACUGGGAGGAGAAUGCGGAUCAUGCAUUGGCUAUCACUCUUGCAGCUUCGUAUUCACCUGGUUGUCCGGAGGAGAAGAAGUUGCUUCGGAAGCUUGAUUUUCGUAUCAUUUCUUUCUGCCUGAAGCCAUGUUGCUGGGUCCUUUUCGUCCUAGGAUUUCUUGAUCGAGCAAACAUCGGAAAUGCUAAAACUGGCGGUCUCGCCAAUGACUUCCACCUAACCUCAAACCAAUACUCAGUCAUUCUACUCCUCUUCUUCGUCUCAUACAUCAUCUUCGAAGUGCCAUCCAACAUGCUGAUUACCCGUGUUCGUCCUUCCCUCUAUUUAUGCGGCCUUGCUAUAGUAUGGGGCAUCGUUGCAGCUAUGAUGGCUUUGACGAACAAUUGGAAGCAGCUUGCUGGUGUUCGAUUUGUGCUUGGUUUUGUUGAGUCCGGGUUUGCACCGGGUAUUGCUUUCUAUCUCUCUUCUUGGUAUCGACGAUAUGAACUUGCGAGUCGGUUUGCAGUAUACUAUACUGCUGUGGCUGUAGCUGGUGGUCUUUCCGGCUUGCUCGCAGGUGUGAUCACAGAAUACCUGGAUGGAGCUAGGGGUAUUGCUGGAUGGCGCUGGCUUUUUAUCAUCGAAGGCUGCGGUUCGUCCUUCGUCGGCUGCAUCCUCUGGUUCUUCAUGGCAGACUACCCCUCCAACACACGCUGGCUGACACCAGAUGAGCAACUUCUCGCCGCCCAGCGUCUAGCCUACGAUGGUCUUGGAAAUGCCCAAGGCGCUUCUGGUCGAAUCACCGAGAAAGAGGCUUUCAAGAUGGUCGUCAAAGACUGGCGUACUUGGAUUCUUGCACUGCUUUAUGCUCUGGUUACGGGUGCUCAGACUAUCCAGUAUUUUAUUCCUACUCUUGUAAAGAGUUUUGGGUGGACUAGUUGGGAUGGACAGUAUCAUACUAUUCCUCCUUAUGCAUGCGCUGUAGUGUGCAUCUUGGGCAUGUGUUUCACCGCCGAUCACUUUAAGAACAAGGCUGUCUGUAUUUCUAUCUUUGCGGCCAUUGGCACGGCUUGCUUCAUCGUCGUCUGCGCCAGUACGAGCAACACUGUUCGCUAUAUUUUCACCACUUUUGCCUUCGGCUGCAUCUACGGCAUCUCACCCCUGGUCCUCAUGUGGGUAGCCAACGUUAUUUGCUUUCCCGCCGAAAAGCGAGCUGUAGCAAUUGGUCUCGUCAACGCUUUGGGAAAUACUGCUUCUAUCUAUGGUGUCUUUUUGUGGCCUGACCAUGAUGCGCCACGGUAUAUUCCUGGAUUUAGUGCAACUACAAUCUGGAUGGGAGCAAUUUGUAUCAUUGCUUUAAUUGCGAGACAUUACUUCAAUAAGCAUCCUAUUGAAGCUCCGGAGGCUGAAGAGGCUUCGCUAAAUUCGACAAUGGAUUUCUUCGCUUCUCAGCCGGAGACGGUUACGAUUCUGAAACCUCAGUACGAGGAUCUUCUUCGAGUAGCCAGGCAAUUUGAAAAUCUCAAGGAGAGCCUUUUACGAGGUGGCGUUAGUCAAGAAGACCUCGAUGUUCUUGUCAACGACGCAGUUGCACCAAUCCCAAACGAUGAAAAUCCUGUUCAGAAGCCAUACCAUGAAACCCAUCAAUUGUCCGAUGGCGCCUCUUCAACUACACAAACACCAUCUUCAAACCCGGCAUCAACCAGCUUUCGACAAAACCACAAACCUAAUCACAGAGUGUACAAAUACGAUCCCUACCCUUCCGGAGACAGCAUUGAGGAAGAAGACGACGAUGAGUUAGAGCUCGAGGAGACAGAGAAUCAAGGCAUCUAUGUAGAGGAACAACAAGAACAAAUCUCUACCGCCAAUGGUGUUGACGACGAUGACGAACAACACACCAUCGAAAUGCGCAACCUCCCGCAACGCUGCACACACCUCGACAUCACAAAAUCCAUUAGAGGCGGAGCUCUUGUCCAGAUUUACAUGCGCUUCACAGAACGUAUGGCUCGCGUCACAUUCGUAGAUGCAGCAGCGGCACGCGAAUUUCUAGCUCGUGGGAAACAAAUUGGAUUUUAUAUUCACAACAAAAAAGUUGAUCUAUCCUGGAGCAACCAUGAAUUCUCGCUUCGCCCCUACAUCAAACAAUCCAUAAUCACCAAUGGCGCAACCCGCAACCUCAUCAUCCGCAACGCAAACGCCAACAUCACACCAGCACUCAUUCGCGAGCAUCUCGAGCACAUCAACAACUUGAUCGUUAUCAACAUCAAAAUCGACCAAAUGAAUCGCAGUAUCUCCAUAUGCACAAACUCAGUACACAAUGCGAUGUUUGCGCGGUCCUGUAUGAGAUCGAGAGCAGCGUAUAAAGGCAUGAAGAUUGAUUUUGGGGUUGACGAGUGCGCUGCGCCGUGGAAUUCUAGGCAAUCGUCGACAUUGUCGGCUACGGCGUCGGAAGAUCGGGCUUCGUCGGCCCUGCCUAUGCCUAAAGGGAAGGGGUCCUGUGAGAUGCAGCAGGGAAGUAAGCGGAGGCAGAUUUCUUCGGUAUCGAAUCGGUUUGAUCUGUUGAGUCUUGAUUCAGACACUGAUUCGGAUGAAUAA